Arabidopsis arenosa is the source of this 1453-nucleotide messenger RNA. The record is from the annotation of a GenBank genome assembly. NCBI's taxonomy places the organism in Eukaryota, Viridiplantae, Streptophyta, Magnoliopsida, Brassicales, Brassicaceae.
AAACCAAUAGAUCUCAUUUCUCAUACAACAAAACACACAACACCAAACAUUCAACUUCACUACCUAUACUUUCAAAUCGAUCAAAACCAACCCCCAAAACAUACUUGCUUUCAUUCAAACUCACUCUAAAAAAUGGAAAAUAUGUUUAGACUCAUGGCAAGCGAAGAAUAUUUCUCAGACCGGCGAUGUGUUUGGGUCAACGGUCCGGUUAUCGUCGGAGCUGGUCCUUCCGGUUUAGCUACAGCGGCUUGUCUACGUGAUCAAGGAGUCCCAUUCGUUGUGGUCGAGAGAUCAGAUUGCAUAGCUUCACUUUGGCAAAAAAGAACCUACGACAGGCUUAAGCUUCACUUGCCCAAGAAAUUCUGCCAAUUACCGAAAAUGCCCUUCCCGGAUCACUACCCUGAAUACCCAACGAAACGACAGUUCGUCGAUUACCUUGAGUCAUACGCAAACCGGUUCGAGAUUAAACCGGAAUUCAAUAAAAGUGUCGAGUCUGCUCGGUUUGAUGAAACCAGCGGGCUAUGGCGUGUCAGAACAACUUCGGCAGGAGAAGAGAUGGAAUAUAUUUGCCGGUGGUUGGUGGUGGCGACGGGAGAAAACGCCGAACGUGUUGUCCCGGAGAUUAAUGGUCUUAAGACGGAGUUUAACGGAGAAGUAAUUCAUGCAUGUGAGUAUAAGUCCGGCGACAAAUUCAGAGGAAAGAGAGUUCUUGUAGUCGGAUGUGGAAACUCCGGCAUGGAAGUCUCUCUUGAUCUUGCUAAUCACAAUGCUAUCACUUCCAUGGUCGUUAGAAGCUCGGUUCAUGUUUUACCGAGAGAGAUUAUGGGGAUAUCAACAUUUGGAAUCUCAGUGAUGAUGAUGAAGUGGCUACCUCUAUGGCUCGUAGACAAGCUUCUGCUAAUCUUAUCGUGGCUUGUUCUAGGGAGCUUAUCAAAGUAUGGGCUUAAGAGGCCUGACAUCGGCCCAAUGGAGCUCAAAAGCAUGACAGGGAAGACGCCGGUUCUUGACAUCGGUGCUCUGGAGAAGAUAAAAUCCGGCGACGUAGAAAUUGUACCUGCAAUCAAAAGGUUCUCGCGUCACCAUGUGGAGCUAGUAGAUGGUCAGAAGCUAGAUAUCGAUGCAGUGGUUCUCGCCACCGGUUAUCGUAGCAACGUCCCUUCUUGGCUUCAAGAAAGUGAAUUCUUUUCGAAAAACGGGUUUCCGAAAUCGCCGUUUCCAAACGCGUGGAAAGGGAAAUCGGGAUUAUACGCGGCCGGAUUCACGAGAAAAGGAUUGGCUGGAGCAUCAGUAGACGCCGUUAACAUCGCUCAAGACAUUGGAAAUGUAUGGAGAGAAGAGACCAAACGACAGAAGAUGAGAAGAAAUGUGGGUCACCGAAGAUGCAUCUCAGUUGCUUAAGCCUCAAGUUAGGGGUUUUCAAUAGGAAAUAUAUUAAUAAAUCGAUUUAUUUGUA